Molecule: messenger RNA, 1767 nt
Organism: Ambispora gerdemannii
Lineage: Eukaryota; Fungi; Glomeromycota; Glomeromycetes; Archaeosporales; Ambisporaceae
Source: the annotation of a GenBank genome assembly
AUGGGUCCAAAUCAUAUAAUGAUGAAUAUCGAAGGCGCUUCAUUCAUUUAUGCACCACAAAUAGCAACCUGCUCGAUGAAUCGAUCGAAUGAUAAUAAAAUUCUUCAGGUUCAAAUUCCAACUUACGAGAUGAUUCCUCCAUCAUCAACAAUUCCACAAAUAUCAGAAGAACUUAUGUCAUUCGCACUUAACUCGAAUUCAGAUCAAAAAUUACAAUUUCAACAAUGGUUAGAAGCUAAUGGUGUAGUUGGUGGUGAAUCAUCAACUCCAACGAUGGAAGAGCUUCAGACGCCACUCGUUGAGAGUUGGAUGGAUGAAUCACUGUUUACUAGUAACGAUAAUUCGGGCGAUGUAAUGUUACCAAGUCCCACCGAGGCUAAAUGUCUCUCGCCUGGUGGUUUGGAUUCGCCGGUGGACAGCAGUUUCGGCGGUAGCAAUGGCAUGGAUAGUCCUCAAUUAAUGAACAACUCUUCUUUUGAUGACGCCAUCCUCAUGGAUGACUCCCUCUCUUCAUUGGAUUUUCUGAUGGGUUCGGAUGCCGGAUUUGCAACUUUAUCCGAUGGUAAUACACUUGCACUAGUCUCUCCGAGUCAGAUGCAAUGUCAAUCACUUCGUAGAUCUUCUCCAGCAAUCAAACAGGAAGAUUGCAUUGACAUGUAUAUCAAACUUGAACAGGCUGAACAUCACAUAUCACAUCUUUCCGAUAGUAAUGAAGAUACCAAUGAUGAUCGCAAAUCUUCAUCACUUCGUCUGAUAAAAGAAGAAAAAUCCGGUAAUAGUUUCUCUCCAUCAUUGCCAACAAAUGUACUUCAAGUGACAACAACUACAAAUCAACCCGCUAACGUCGAAGUUGCAACACCUCAAAAACAAAGAUCAUCGUCAUCGGGCAAGAAACAUACCAGUAACAAACCACCUCGUCAACUUGAAUGCUAUAAUUGUGGAGUAAAUAAAACACCACUUUGGCGUAGAACUCCCGAUCGCAUGCAUUCUUUAUGCAAUGCUUGUGGGCUUUAUUAUAAACAAUAUAAUACUCACCGUCCAUUGCAUAUUAGAAAUAAACCAAGUGCAACAACUGGUCCGUACAAUUUAUCAACGUCCAGGAAAAAUUCCGCUAAUAAUUUAACUUCUGAAAUGGUUACUGAAGAAUCUCAAUUAUCAGAACUGGCUCAUGAAAAUCAGGAAGAAUCAGCAGACCAACAAUCAGAGUCUUCAUCCAACGAAAAUCCCAUACGCUGCGUAAAUUGUGCUCAAACUCAAACACCAUUAUGGCGUAAGAAUGAAAAAGGCCAACCAAUUUGCAACGCAUGUGGCCUUUACGCUAAGUUGCAUAAUAGAGAUCGGCCAGUCGCUAUGCGCAAAGCAAAGAUUCAACGUCGUCGUCGUGAUUGGGGUGCCAAUAAUGGAAGUAAUCCAAAUGGAAAUGGUGAUUUAUCUGGAUCAGAAGGAUCUUCCGAUUCCGGUUCAAUAAGUCCGACAUCCCCACAACAAAUGCCUCUUUCCAUUCAAACCAUUUUACCUGGUCAACGCCCAAUUAUGCCAUUGAUGGUCAGUCAAACUCAUAUUGCUCCUAAUCAACUCGCAAUUAUUUCCGCUGCUGCUCAUCAAUAUCAACAGCAACACUUUACUUCGCAAUUCGAUUUUGAUGAUUCACGAUUCAAGGAGUUCGUCGGUAAAAUGAAUAGAAAGCAAGUUGAAGGUAUCUUGUCAGUUUUAGAAAGAAGGUGCGACAUUCUGAAACAGGUUCUUGAUGAUCCUGAAGAAUCUUAA